Gigantopelta aegis is the source of this 12084-nucleotide messenger RNA. RefSeq names its product zinc finger ZZ-type and EF-hand domain-containing protein 1-like. The record is from RefSeq and is a predicted model, not a curated record. The transcript is spliced from 77 exons. The coding region runs from base 75 to 8384 and encodes 2769 amino acids. Gene Ontology annotation, molecular function: zinc ion binding; calcium ion binding. Lineage: Eukaryota; Metazoa; Mollusca; Gastropoda; Neomphalida; Peltospiridae.
GUUCCAUAGCUCUCAAAAAUUCUGAAUAAAACACUCAUGUAGAAAAAUUAAAACAAGAGUUCACACCCAACAAAAUGGGUAAUAGCUCCAGCAGUGAUAGUGAAGAUGAAGGACACGUGGACAACAAACAGGUUGAUGAUGGCUUUUCCGAUAGUGAUACAGAACCAGCUGACAAGGAGGCCUCUCCCGUGACUGAUCUUCAUGCUUUGUUUUCCGAACCCAAUGUUCUCAGAAGUGUGGCUGCGAAAAUCAAAGAAAAGAUCCCUGAAAAUGUCAUACACCAGUACCAUGGACACAUCAUGCGAUGGUUGCGGGAAAGACCAGAUAGAUUGGAGGAGACUGUUACACUGGCUCAGUUUUGUGAUCUGCUUAUGGCAAAGAAUGUUUCUAGAGCUGAAGCAAUCAAGGCCUUUCAGCAGUUCGACACAGAUGGCAGUGGAGUGGCCGAGGUGAGCAGCAUGCUAGACGCGCUCCAGUCCUACACGGGCGGAUACAUGAUGGGCGAGCUUGGCAAAAACAUCAGAAUGCUGCAAGCAUGUUCCUUGACGCCUGGUUUUGUAGAUGUGUAUGCAGGGGAUAAAAGUCCUAUCUUUAAUCACGGAGAAAGAGUCAUUAAGUACUUGCUGCGGAACAGAGCAGAGAGUUCAGCCCUGCCGUUUCCUUACCUCAAUGGGUUUAACAACACCAGCAACAUGAGGACGUCUGUGCUGAGAUCAGCUUUCACAUCUCUUAAAGAAGCAGCCUGUGACGAGAAUGAAGAACAGGAACUUGCCGAAGGAGAGGAGCUGAAGCCGAUCACGAGGUGUUUCUCGUCAGUCGAGGUGUCGACCAACUCAUCAGAUGCUUACAGAUUGACGAAUGGAGACCCCAACACAUUCUGGCAGUCUGACGGAGCCGCCCGCACUCACUGGAUCAGACUGCGUAUGAGAAACAACGUGGUGCUGAAGCAGCUCUCUAUCUCCGUGGCGUUGUCCGAUCAGAGCUACAUGCCUGAGUUGGUGACAGUAACCGCUGGGCGAAGUCCUCGCACGUUACGGGAACUCAAGGAGGUUCGCAUUUCUAGUCCUGUCACUGGUGAUGUCAUUCUGCUGAAAAAUGUCAAAGUUUUCUAUCCUAUUGUGCAGAUCAACAUUAACCGUUGCCGUAGUGAUGGCUGUGAUACGAGAAUCCAUGGUGUUAAGACACUUGGCUACAGAGUGGUGAAGGAAGCUGCGAUGACAGUGCUUGACGCCACAGCGAUAUGGUACCUGCAGAUUCUCGCCUCCACUGUCUCGGUGACCGUGCCUCAGUCUCCACAACUACGUUACUCAGUGCUGACACACACUCGGAAAGCACUGGAACACAUGCCUCCACUUUCUCUGUGUCCGGCAAGUAAAGAUCGUCCACAGUUCCUCUCGAAACACGUCCUGCAGGAAAUGGAAAACUUUAUCUUGGAGCUCUCUAACUGUGAUAAUAAUGUACUUCCUGAAGGACUUCAGCUUCUACUUGGGCUCAACUUGGCUCGUGGAAAUGUCACAGGAUUGCUCAAAACAGUGAAACAUUUUCUUGCCAACCCAGAUUUGUCUUUGCCUUGCACAUCUGUACUCUCCAAAAUGGUGGAAGCUAGAAAUAACUGUUGGGAGAAACAAUGUAGCCCUCUGCAGUUAACACUGUGUGGUUGUGAUGGUGGGCAAAGCGAAGAAUCUACCUCUCCCGAUAAUGUCAUCCUCAAACACGUUGGCACAACAUUCCCAAUGUAUCUAAGUGAAGAAGGGAAGACGAAAGUGAACAUGUUUUUCAAAUCAUCAGAAACAAUACAGCUGAUAAAGCUUAGAAUAAAGGCUGUCUCAGGCUCCAGAGGUCCACGGAGGGGCUUGGUCUUUGUAUUCCGAGAAAGCAAAGAAUUUAAACUGGAAGAACAGGUGGAGAGGUUCUCUUACUACGACAAGUGGGGCGAGAUUGAGUACAAGUUCAGCGUGCAAGUCAGAAACUCUGGAAUUGGAGGAAAACCUGACAACCCUGUGGCCUACUUCACAUUUGAUGAUGACUGUGAUGAAAUUGACAUUCCUGUCUCCUGGUACCCGUGUGGUCAGUACGUGUUAAUAAAGUUUCUGGAACCACGUCAGGACAGUGCACGACAUAUUGGUGUUGUUGGAAUCAAGUUCCAUGGUUUUCAGAGAAAGAAUGCGUUCGUCAGUGAUGAGAUUCUGGUUGAGCAUCCACCCAAUGCAGAGAAGCACGAGAAGUCGACGAGUUUGGACAUUGUCAAAUGGGUGCUGACAUUUCUUAUUGAUCUCUCUCAAGACCAGGUGAAGAAGAGCAAGUCAAAGUCUGACUAUCUCGACUAUUCUGAGGUGGAGUUGAACAUGUUGUGGGAAAUCUACAACAACUUCACUGACAGUCCCGAUGAAGGCUGGAAGCAGUGCAGCCUGUCACUACUGAGACUCCUCCACUGUUUCAUCCCAAUACUGUCUCCACUGAAGGAGUCUUCCAAAGAUGUGGCGGAGUCGAUGUUUCAUCACCUGUGUAAACUGAUAGACAGUCCAGGGAUUGAUCCCAAGAGUCAGGCCUACCGACUGGCACAACAGCUGAUUGUGGAUGGGGCAUCGUUGUUUUUUCCCGAUAAGGAAACGAAGCGACAAAGACUUUUCACUAUGGUGUCCAAUGUGGAUAAUUUGAAGACUGCUGCAUCAGUUUCCCUUGUGUUCCAGUCACUGUGUCACUUCUUCAGCUCCGUCGACCCCCGUGGACUUCUCGACAUACCGUCGUCAGCAACUCAAUCAUUUGAACCGAAAAAUGCGAUUGACGUGAUGCAGACACUGAUAGUGGUUGCGUCGCAGGAGUUUGAACUGUCGCUGCAGUCCAGUGAAGGAAGUGACCAGCUCGUCCACCUGAUACGUCUGAUGGGCUCGCUGCAAACCAGCCUCCUGUCCUGGUGCUGGCAGCAGAUGUUGGAUGAUGAUGAAGAUCUCAAAACCACAGCAGUCGAAACCGUGGUGUCGUAUGCAGUUCAGGUGUGUGAAAAGGCUGUCCAGGCUUGCCAGUUCUUGAUGAAGAAAAAAAAGCAUCAGAUUGAAAAGCUCAUCAAAAACCUUCAGCCUACGUUUCUGUCCUCGGUGGUUCGGCAGCUGGUGUUGAUACUGAACUUCAUGGGUAAACAGUUGGGCCCCGGCGCCCAGGUUACACUGCUGCACAACAUGAAGGCGCUGUUAACGGAGCUCACUGAUCUGGCAGGACUGGUUCCAGACCAAUUCCCAAAGAUUAACAGUGAAAACUGGGGAGACAUGUAUGCAGAUGACAUCACACUGAGAACAUGGGAAAUAGAAUCACCACACAACUAUGACAACAGCUCACACAUUAGUCAGGUGUUUUCCUGUCCUGGGGCUUCCAAGUUUAUUGUGGAUUUUGAUCCACGGUGUGAGACAGAGAGGAGGUACGACUACCUUGAAUUUACUGAUACCAAAGGGAUGAAGAUGAAGCUCGACCAGAAAGUUGGUUCUCCGAAGUGGCCCAAACAGAUCGUGUUUAGUGGACCGUACCUUCACUUCACAUUCCGCUCCGACAGUAGUAACACCGAGUGGGGUUACAAGUUCAAGGUGACUGCGAAGGGCUGCCCGGACGUCCCUCUGUCGUGGCCGUAUGACCUGCAGCUGGGCCUGUGUAAGCUGUUUGGAGGUCUCUGCGGUGCUGUCCUCUCAUCUAACCCAAUUGUGCCAAAUAGCAAUCUGUCGAGUCUUGAUGAAACUGGUGAUCAGGAUAUACUCCGAAGUGAACUGUGGACGUCGCUGUUCCGAGGCGGCUACCAGACGGGAAAAUUGCAGAGAACUCUGUCGGGGAAAGUGUUCACCGAUGAAGCAGGCACAUCUUUGACAUUCAUCAUGGACAUUGUCAACAAGGACUCGCCAGUUGCAGUUCAGUUUAUACAGAAAUGCCAAGAAAACCAAGUUAAGGUGCCUAUGUUUGAUAGUGAGGAAAUGGACUCUGCCAUUCUAUCUGUGUUUGCAGCCCUUCUGUGGCACACCCAACAACUGCGGGAGGAUAUAAAGAAGUACUUUUUGGCGAAGGGUGAUAUGACCAUCCCAGAAGGCAUCUACCAGGCCUACGCUACUGCAGAUUCUCUCCGAUUACCUCUCGCGAGUCAAAAACAGGCACAACAAACAGCUGAAGAUGGAAACACUUUGCCUGAUGAUGUUAACCCAGUGGUCAUAUGCAAGGAAAAAGCAACAUACUUAUUAAAAUUUGCAGGUUUAACCAAAGUUCAGUUGAAAUAUGAGAUGCGAACAAAGGCUCACAAGAAUUCUUUCAAGAAACUUGGAAACAAGAAGUCUGAUAAGCAUUUUUUGAAAAUUGAUGUUGCAGAAAAGUACCCUUCGUUUCGCCUUGUGAUGGAGUUUGUCCAGGAUCCUGCAUGGACUACUGACAGGGUUGACAUGAUGCUGGGUGAACGGACAAGCUAUGCUACAGGACUGGCAGAUGUCUACACGUUUAUGACGACGUUGAUACGCAGUCUCCGUGUCGAAAACCCGUUUCAGAUUCCAAUUGUGUUGUUUUUCCAAGAACUUCUCAGUUAUCAAGACCGGUUUGUUUCACAUUAUGCGGAUGGUCUUGACGGGUGUGGCCUUCAACAAGAGGGUCGUGUUCGUCUCUCGUACUACACACUGAUACGAACACUGGCCGAGGUCUUUCAGAAGUUUCACCACCAUGAGAUUGAACAGCAAGUAGUAUCAGCGUACGACUACAUUCAAGCCUGUUUUUUACAUCUACUUGACAUACAGUGGCAGCCAUAUGAUCUCUCAUUUGUAGCAGACAUCAAAUUACCCGAGUUGUUUCUUAGCAUAGCAAAGGAGACGGUGAAGAUGCGCGACUGCACAGUGAGUCAGCAGGAGGAGGAUGAAGAGCUGAGGGAGUACAACCAGUGCAUGAAGUGGUUCGAAGAGUGCGGCAAGGGGUUCAGCGUCUGGUAUGAGCGCAAGGAAGACGCGUCCAAGGAGGAGAAGAAGGCUCUUCAGAUGUUUGUCGGGAGGUUCUGUGAUCUGCUUGACGUGGAGAUCAGCUGUGAUGGGUGUGGAGUCACUCUGCCUGGACGUCGGUACCGCUGUCUCAACUGUAUGGACAUGGACCUGUGUACUACAUGUUACUGUGGAGGUGUAAAACCAGAAGGAGAACACCGGGAUGACCAUGAUAUUGUUCAUCUUGUGUACAAGUGCAACAAAUGUCAGGCCUUCAUAGUGGGAACUAGGAUACACUGCAAUGAAUGUGAGGACUUUGAUCUCUGCCUCGGCUGUCAUCUAAAGGCAAAGUUUCCAUCAGGGCAUCUAACAUCUCAUGAUAUUACCAAAAUACCAAUGGUGAAAUUGAAAACGUCGGAAGCAACUGACUCGCUCAUCCAGGCGUACAUACAUCAGCACGUGUGGAUGUUAUUCAGUGCUCUGUCGCUGUCUCUGGGAGACAUCAUCUACCACAGUGACAGUGCAAACAGUAUCGACACAGACUAUCUCAAACUGGCCGCCCAGCUACAGAACCAGUGCAUCACUCUGAGCACACACUGUCUACAGAAGGUUCCUGCUGACGCCGACGAUAGCAGAAAGUGUCUGCUGGACAAGAAGAGCCAGACACUGGAGAGUCGACAGGAAGAGGCGUUCGCCAUUCACUCACAAGAAAGGAUCAUGGGAUUGCUUGGGGCCAUGAUCCCUAUAGACCACAAGGCUCAGGUGACAGGAAUUUCCUACAACUUCACAACCGAAGGCUUCUUAAAGCUGUUGUUUACAAUAGCCAGAGGUGACAGUGACCAUGAAUUGAAUACCCAGCACCUAGCGAUGGGAUUGCUAAGUCGUCUCCUGGCCAAGAGUUCAGCAGCGGUAGCUGAUCCUUGUGUCAAGGAAGUUCUUCAUCUACCUUCUUCGUCAGUCGAAAAAGAAGGGGAAGCAACUGUUAAAUACUUGUUUUCAUUUGGUGCAUCGUGUUUGGAAAGAAGUGGUUUGGAGUGGGCGUGUUCGAUGGCAAGAAUUCUCGGAACUCUGUCCCGGUCUGAGCAGUGGAAGCCGGUUGUCAGCCAUCACAUUUCUACGUGUAUACAAAGUCUGCGCCAGAAACCUGAGCUGUCAUCCAUUUUUGCCAUGUUUGUGAUGGCAGGAUUUCCUGAGGUGCUGACGAUAGGGACCCUUGUGCAGUACUUUCACAGAACACUGGAGACAAAGACGGGUGUCGUCAUGAAGCACUUUCCCGACAAGUACAUCACUCUUGUCGUAGAUGUUUGUACGAGGAAACGGCUAACAAUUAAAGACCAGUACGUGACAUGUCUUAACGAGGCAGUAGAGGUAUGGAACACGAGUCACAUGUCGGAGUUCACGAGCAUCAUCAUUGAUACUGUCACCAAGCUGCGAGCAGGCGAAGAGGUGGGUGUGGAAAGUUUAUGGGUGUUGUCGUUGGCCCUGAAGGUUGUGAACAACUCGGUGAAGAGUGAGGAGUCACACCACUUCACUGACGGACUCUUCCAGCCAGACUUCAUCCAGUGUCUCGUCUUCGUCGCUAGCAAGGCCACCGGCUUCAGUCAGCAGUGGCUGCUAAAAGAUCUUGAGGUCUUGUCGCUAAUGCUGUACACUCACGACGGAGCCAGCAAGAAGAAAAAGCUGAACAUGCCAAAAUCUGACAAGGAUGUGGUCGAAGCUAAGACUGUCGAGAAGAAGGCCAGCACUAGCGACAGCAGCUGCAGCAGCGACAGCGACGAUGAUGACGACGAUAACAACAUAGGAGAUGAUGACCUCAGUUUGACCUCGUCGGAUCAGUCGAUGCCAACAGAUGAGGACAGCGAGCUGUUUGGAACUAUCGACGACAAAACCAAGAACCUGUUCUUUGCAUUGCACCAUGAACUAAAUGUGCCUCUAUCGGUGUUAAGGGUGAUCUUUGAAAUGAAUGAGGGAGAUGUCCAAGCUGUUAAAAAAGCUAUUCUUGAAAACUUUGGAAAUUCAACAGAAAUCAAGAAUAUUAUAGACAAAUGGUCCGAAGGUCUGGAAGCUAAGAGUUCUGAAAAGGUGGUUAGUUCUGUAUCAGAGAAGGUCAUCGACACUGGAAUCCAUUUCCACCCAGUGUUAAACAGAGUUAGCAGAACGAUCGACAAAGCCGUCAGUGACACAGAGCUGUCAACAGAGAACUUCAUUCAGCUGGAAGAUGGCAUCAAAGGGGAGAUAAGUGAGAAGUGUCGCACGAAGAGCGCGGAGCUGCUGAAACGCGAGUUGCAGAAGCACGACCAGCCUGACUCCAGGGACUACGUGGCUAAAGUGAACAUGGCGAUGGCCAUCCUCUAUGCCAGACAUCUUCUCACAGGACUGCUGGCCUGUUGGCCGGAGGACGGGCAUCCAAUCAACGCGGUGCUACUCGGCUGCAAGGAGGUCCGACAGAUUCCGUGUGUCCUUGACCUCUUGUACAAAACCGACAGUCACGACUGCUUUGAAAAAGUUGUCCAGAAGGUGAUAGAGCACUGUGACUCGAACAGCCUGGUUCCCAUCGCAUGCACCGCGUGCCAGUUCAUGGAGGAGGUAACUCUGUCGGCUGUGUCACGCGAGAGUGAACACCCGCACAAGCUGGAGCCCAUGGAGGAGAAAAUACAGCUUACCGGUGCAGCUUUCCUCACUGUCAGCUUCGACAACAAGUGUGCAAUCGAGGACUAUCUGUCGGGCCUGGAGUUUGGUACGGAUGAAAGCCGCACUAAAAACAGUCACUGCUUUACUGGGAAAAACCACUGGAAUAGUUUCCAAGUACCAGGUGACACACUGUAUUACAAGUUUCUCGUCGACCCAGAUGAGUCUUCUGCCAGCUGGGGCUACAAGUUCAUGGUGACGGCCGGAACACGAGACAGCUUUGAGACAGGACACACCAUACUCAAUGCGGUUCUGUCCUCGGAUGUAGCAGGAUGUUUGCCGCUGGGCGAUCUGUGGUCUAGUCUGGUGUAUGUGGCAUGCAAACAGAUGUCGCUCCAACGACUCAAGGCAAUCCAGCUGCUUCUCAAGAUUGUACUGGCACAGAGUCGGACAAAAACACAGUCAACGAGUGAAGAGCCGAAGCUGGCGAUUGACCUGAGCUUGUUGAAGCCGUUGUGGAUCAUGUACAUGUCGAUGACGAAGGACGACGAAGACCCAGGGACGGUCCUGCCUCCAGUCGUCCGCGCUCUAACCGAAUUCUUCCUGCAGGUCGAGAACCUAGUCAUCGAAUGGGAUGUCGUACCAGACUACAUUGUGGCAGUCCAUGACAAGAAGGAAAUCAUGUCUGUACUCAUUGUGGGCUUGAAAAAUAUUGCAGCAGUCAGUCACAUGAUUGGAUUGGAUAAUGCUGCGACGAGCAUCACUAACCUCUUCAGACCAGGAGAACUAGUUCGAAAGGACUCGGGCACUCCAGUUGAUCCUGUUUAACAAACAACUCGGCCUUAAGUAGCAUACCGAUUACUUAAUAACUGUGAUAUUCAUCCUGUGAAAGGAGCAUUUCUGUGUAUAAUUGGUGCCGGUGAAGAGAAGAACUGCUACAAAAAAAAAUGGAAUUUAACUUUCUUUCUGCUGUCUAAAUAAUAUACAUUCAAGUAAUACUUCAGCGGUCUUGUCUGUUGUGUGGAUAGUAGUACAGAAGUGGACUUAACUGUUUCUGUGUAGAUAAUGGUACUGAACUGAAUCACUGCUUCUGUGUAGAUAAUAGUACAGAAGUUCCAAGUAGAUAAUAUUUUAAUGAUACUGAAAUGAAUCCCUGCUUCUGUAUGGAUAAUUGUACAAAAGUGCACUUCACUGGUUCUCUCUACAUUAUAGUACUGAACCACUGUCUGUGUAGAUAGUAGUACAGAAGUGCACUUCACUGGUUCUGUACUUCACUGGUUCUGUGUAGCUAAAAAGUACCACGCUGAAUCACUGUCUGUGUAGAUAGUAGUACAAAAGUGCACUUCACUGGUUCUGUGUAGAUAAAAAGUACCAAGGUGAAUGGCUGCUUUUGUGUAGAUAGUAGUAUACAGAAGUGUAAUUCACUGGUUCUGUGUAGAUAAAAAGUACCAAGCUUAAUUGCUGCGUUUGUGUAGAUAGUAGUAUACAGAAAUGGACUUUAGUGGAUUUGCUGUGGUGAUAAUAGUAUACAUGUGAGAUGUUUGACAUCUGAUGCUUGUUAAUUAAACAUUGUACUCAGGUGUCACUCAACAAACAUUCUUGUGUGAAAAGAGCAUAGAGUCGACCAACGCAAAACUGAAUUAAAACUACUAACUGGACUUGAAGAGUAUCAUCACAAAAGGCGAUAAACGCCAUAUUUAAAACCAUUGUGCAAACCCCACUCAGACACUGUUAACAGGUAGACAAAUACCAGUUCAAAUUCAGUUUUAGCAAAACGCGAUACAAUUGUCUGAGGAUAUACCGCAGAUUGCAGAGGAUCUGGUGUGGCGAUUAUGGUGAUUUGGAAUAAAACGUUUUUAGAAUUGGGUGUGUAUAGUGGCGUUUAUCGCAUUUUGUGAUGAAACUCUUCACUUGUUUAUUGCUUCUGUAUAAAACAAACAAUAUACUUAAGUAAUUUAAAACUAGACUAGUGUUGCUGUGCAGUGGAUUAUCAAAAAGUGGCAGACAUUGAUUAUCGAUGGCUGUUAACGGCCGUCACUGCUGCCUACUGGUACUUACAAUAAUACACAUCACUUCAUCCAGAUAAUAUAGUUGCUUUCCUAUUUUUUAACAGCUCCCUACUAUCAAAGAUGAUAAACAAUUUGGCUAUGUAUACCUGGAGUUUUUUGGUCUAAAUAAUAGUUAAUAGAAUGAUAGGAGUAUGAUCUUGUUUGUUAUUGUAUAGAUAAUAUUACACAAAUCAAAUCAAACAGGACUUGCUGUUUGGAUAGUAGUACUUACACCAGUCCGAAAACAAAUUCAGAAAAAUAAUAGCUUAUCUGUAAUAUAGUUGUGUUUUUCAAUGCUCUGUUUCUGUUGUGUAGAUACAUAUACACAAAUAAUACAUAUUUAAAGUAGAUUGUUAUAUUCAUGGUGUAUGGGACAUACAAGUAGACCAAUAUUUAAAUGUGUCGGUGAAAAACAGCUGCCAGAGAUUAUGGGCAACAUAUUUUAACAAGUUAUUUUUGUUAACCUGAAUUUCAUUUGUAAUAUUAUUCCAUUUUAUAAAAUUUUUAAAGGGAUACAGUUUUCAUAGUACACAGGUAUUUUAAAGAGUUACCAACUGAUAUUGGCUUUCCUUGCUUAAUAGUUUCAAAAGAGCUAUCUUUGGAAUACAUGACCUAUGUUUUACACCUAUGUGUAUUGUACAGCUUUUGAAUACCCUGCAAUAAAUGUUGUAAUUUCAGUGAACAGAAUAUAUGUUUUUCACCAAACAAAACAAACACCAAGAUACAGUUCAGUGACCGACACCCUUUCUCAUCAUUCCAGAAUUUCACUUUAAUUUAUUUUUGUGCUUCAAGCACUGUUUUGGACACACACCUCAACAAUCGGCUCCAAAUUCAACCAGCCGGGGUUUUUUCGCUAACGUUUGCAAACUAUUUUGACUGGUUCCUCAAGUGGUAAUUUGGUUUAAUGUGUAGCAUAAAAAUUAAAAAACCCAGUCUAGCGAACGUUAGUGACAAGUGGUUGGCUGAACUUGCCCAUGCGCUGUCUGUCCAGGACUGGGUUACUAGUUCAUAAGAAAGAAGUAGGGGUAGUGGCCUUACACCUCCCCAUAGACCCAUUAAAGGUUGUUCUGUGUCGGGGACUGGUACCUGCCAGCCUUAAGUCUGAUGGCUUAACCGCUACACCACCGAGGCUGUAAUCAUACACAGAACUGCUUGGAAGGGGGGAAAACAACUCUAUGGAUGAAUGAAGAUCGAUAAAUCCUACAACUAAUUGUACCACUGCGCUGCAUCUUGUUUCAAAGAUGAUCUCUUUAUUAAAGCUGUUUUCAGUGCCAUCUACUGAAAGUACAAAUGUAAUUUGAUUCCAUACAAAUUUGCAUUACAGAGACUGUUUCAUCGAUAUAAAAUGUUUGAUGUUUAUUUGCAAUCUGUGAUAAUGUUUUCUUCACUUAAUCAUUAAUGUACCUGUACAACCAAUGCCCAAAUUAUUGGAUAAAAUGACAAGACUGACAAUCCAGCGCACAGCGUAUUGUUCGAGUUUCAUUUCGUUGGAUUGUCAGAGUAAGAUGUACAUAGAUUGGUUUUGUUUUAUACCCCGUUAAAACCCAUCGGUGAGAAUUGCGUUUCAUAAGAAUAUAUUAUCAAUUGAACAGAAACCGUAACUGAAAUUUUUUUAAUUAAAAUAUAACGGGUAGUACCUGUACAUAGAUUUUUGUUUUAUACUUUCAAUACCACCAGGAUUGCUGUUGAUACAAGAUGGGGAGAACUGUCAAAGAUUUCAAGAAAAAUGGAAUAUAUGGAAUAUUUGGAAAACCUUGAAAGAAUUGAAUAAUAAAAAUAAAAUACUCAGUAAAAUUUAUGUACUAGUUAAAAGUGAUGAAAUAGCAAUUUAACAAAUUCAACUGUAAAAUAAUUGUCAAAGGUUUUAAGAACAAUGGAAUAUUUUGUUUGAAAAACCUUGAAAGAAUUAAUAAUACAAAUAAAUACCCAAUACAAUUAUUGUAUUAUACUGUUUUCAGAACGAUAGCAUAGCAGUAUGCUAACAUCAACUGUAAAAUGAAAAAUGAAAAAUAAUUUUAUAUAAUUUUCUAAUUAAGUCUGUUACAAAUUGUGGUAUUUUUAACCCAUUUUAUAUUACUACAUGUAGCUUUUAAAAAACAAAAAAAAUUGUAUGUUUAAUUUGUUCAUAUUGGGUGCAAUUGUUUCAUGUUGUAAUUAUAGGAAGCAUAAUUGCUUCUGUUUCAAAAUUAAAAUAUAUAUACCAUAUAUAUAUAUAUAUACCUUAAGGUUUUACUGCAGGUUAUAUUUACGUGCAUAUUAUGUGUGUGAUCAGUAUAUUCAUAUGAUUAAUAUGUAAAAUAUCAACUUGAGUAAUAUUUUUCAUAAUGUUGCUAUGUUGACAGAUUAAUAUGAACAACAACAAAAAUACUGUUUUAUUAUGGAUAAGUGCUAUGUAUUUGUUCUGCCGUUUCUUUAUUUUCUACCAGAGAAUAAUACUCUGUUGAAGACAUAACAUUUUUGUGAAUAAAACUCACAAGAUG